AUGGAUUUACCAUCCGAAAUCAAGAAGCCACAUGCUCUCCUGAUGCCAUUUCCAACACAAGGUCACAUAAACCCGUUUCUAAAACUAGCAAAGCUGCUCCACACCAAAGGAUUCCACAUAACCUUUGUGAACACUGAGUUCAACCACAAACGCCUGCUAAAGUCAAGAGGCCCUAAUGCCCUCAAUGGUUUCCCACAUUUCCACUUUGAGACCCUUCCUGAUGGUCUCCCUCUCACCAACAUUGAUGCUACUCAAAGCAUCUCAGCUUUGUGUGACUCUACAAGAAAGUAUUGUUUCAUCCCAUUCUGCAACCUCAUUUCAAAACUUAAUCACACUAGGUCUUCUGUUGCUCCUCCAGUGACAUGCAUUAUCUCAGAUGGUAUCAUGUCCUUCACAAUCAAAGCUUCUCAACAGUUUGGGUUGCCCAACAUGCUUUUUUGGACUCACAGCGCUUGUGCUUUCAUGAGCUUCAAAGAAUGCAAGAAUCUCAUGGAGAGAGGCCUAACACCGCUUAAAGAUGCAAACUAUUUGACAAAUGGCCAUUUGGACACCAUCAUAGACUGGAUUCCUGGCAUGAAGAAUAUUACUCUACGGGAUCUUCCUGGCAUCUAUCGUACCACAGAUCCAAAUGAUAUACUCUUGGAUUUUGUGGUAGAACAAAUUGAAGAAGCUUCACAAGCUUCUGCUAUUAUUCUGCCCACUUUUGAUGCCUUGGAGGUUGAUGUGUUGAAUGCACUCUCCACAAUGUUUCCUAAACUCUUAACCUUAGGCCCGCUUGAGUUGCUCCUUGAUCAAGCCACGGAGAGAAAAUAUGAAUCUAUUAAAUGUAAUUUGUGGAACGAAGAGUAUGAGUGCAUCAAAUGGUUGGAUUCACAGCAACCCAAUUCGGUUCUCUAUGUGAAUUUUGGUAGUGUUAUAGUCAUGAGACACCAUCAACUUGUUGAAUUGGCCUGGGGACUAGCAAAUAGCAAGAAAAAGUUCUUGUGGGUGAUUAGGCCUGAUUUAGUUGAGGAUGAGGCCCCAAUCUUGCCACCGGAUUUUGUAGCUGAAACCGAAGACAGAGGUCUAAUUGUGGGGUGGUGUCCCCAAGAGCAAGUUCUGAAGCACCCUGCAGUGGCAGGAUUUUUGACUCAUUGUGGUUGGAAUUCCACACUUGAAAGCAUAAGCAAUGGGGUGCCUUUGAUCUGUUGUCCAUUUUUCAAUGAUCAAAUUCUCAAUUGCAGGUAUAUUUGUUGUGAAUGGUCUUUUGGCAUGGGUAUGGAUAGUGAUAAUGUUAAAAGGGAUGAAAUGGAGAAGCUUGUGAGGGAAUUAAUAGAUGGUGAAAAAGGUAGGGAUAUGAAGAAAAAUGCAAUUGAGUGGAAGAAAAUGGCAGAAGCAGCUACCAACACUAAUGGUUCAUCCUUUUUGAAUUUGGAAAAACUGGUGAAUGAGUUACUGCUUUCCAAGACAUAG
Abrus precatorius (Indian licorice) is the source of this 1452-nucleotide messenger RNA. RefSeq names its product 7-deoxyloganetin glucosyltransferase-like. Lineage: Eukaryota; Viridiplantae; Streptophyta; Magnoliopsida; Fabales; Fabaceae. The record is from RefSeq and is a predicted model, not a curated record. Gene Ontology annotation, molecular function: UDP-glycosyltransferase activity. The coding region runs from base 1 to 1452 and encodes 483 amino acids. The transcript is spliced from 2 exons.